GGCUCGGCGCCGCGAGAAACGCCCUAAAGAGGCGGGAGAGAGGGAGGGAGGGAGAGCGCGGCUCCGGAGAGCGAGAGCGAGCUGAAGCUGCCUGCCGGCGGAGAGGAGGAGCGGGGCGAGGACGAGGAGGAGCGGGGCGAGGCGCUGGCGAGGCUGGGACCCGGGGCGCGCGCACUUCUCCGCAAAGUGCCAACUUCCCGGGAGAGAGUGCCGGGCGCGCACCUUCUGGGCUCCGGGGAAAAGUCAGCGGGAAUUUGAGAUCUUAGGGAAGAAAGUCGGAUUUCCCCCGUCCCCCUUCCCCUGUUACUAAUCCCCAUAAAAAAGACAAACAAGAAAAAUAACAGCAAACUUGCUAUAAGCCUGUCUGCCCCCCACUCCUGGCACCAUGAAGGCGGCCGUCGAUCUCAAACCGACUCUCACCAUCAUCAAGACGGAAAAAGUCGAUCUGGAGCUUUUCCCCUCCCCGGGUCUGAACUCCAGCGCUGCCGAAUUACAACCGCUUUCAUUUGUUUUUCCUGCUCCCCUACCAUGUAAUGGUCAAGGGCUCAUUGGAACCAUGUGUGAGCCUGAUAUGGAAUGUGCUGAUGUCCCACUCUUGACUCCAAGCAGCAAAGAAAUGAUGUCUCAAGCAUUGAAAGCUACUUUCAGUGGUUUCUCUAAAGAACAGCAACGCCUGGGAAUUCCCAAAGACCCCCGGCAGUGGACAGAAACCCAUGUUCGGGACUGGGUGAUGUGGGCCGUGAAUGAGUUCAGCCUGAAAGGUGUGGACUUCCAGAAGUUCUGUAUGAAUGGAGCAGCCCUCUGUGCACUCGGGAAGGACUGCUUUCUCGAGCUGGCCCCGGACUUCGUUGGGGACAUCUUGUGGGAACAUCUCGAGAUCCUGCAGAAAGAGGAUGUGAAACCAUAUCAAGUGAAUGGAGUCAACCCUACCUAUCCAGAAUCCCGCUAUACCUCGGAUUACUUCAUUAGUUAUGGUAUCGAGCAUGCUCAGUGUGUUCCUCCCUCAGAGUUCUCAGAGCCUAGCUUCAUCACAGAGUCCUACCAGACACUCCAUCCCAUCAGCUCGGAGGAGCUCCUCUCCCUCAAGUAUGAGAACGACUACCCCUCGGUCAUUCUCCGAGACCCUCUGCAGACAGACACCUUGCAGACUGACUACUUUGCCAUCAAGCAAGAAGUCGUAACCCCGGACAACAUGUGCAUGGGGAGGACCAGUCGUGGUAAGCUCGGGGGCCAGGACUCUUUUGAGAGCGUGGAGAGCUACGAUAGCUGUGACCGCCUCACCCAGUCCUGGAGCAGCCAGUCAUCCUUCAACAGCCUGCAGCGCGUCCCCUCCUAUGACAGCUUCGACUCAGAGGACUAUCCAGCCGCCCUGCCCAACCACAAGCCCAAGGGCACCUUCAAGGACUAUGUGCGUGACCGUGCUGACCUCAACAAGGACAAGCCUGUCAUUCCUGCUGCUGCCCUGGCUGGCUACACAGGCAGUGGACCAAUCCAGCUGUGGCAGUUUCUUCUGGAAUUACUCACUGAUAAAUCCUGUCAGUCUUUUAUCAGCUGGACAGGAGAUGGCUGGGAGUUCAAGCUUUCUGACCCAGAUGAGGUGGCCAGGAGAUGGGGAAAAAGGAAAAACAAGCCCAAGAUGAAUUAUGAGAAACUGAGCCGUGGCCUACGCUACUAUUAUGACAAAAACAUCAUCCACAAGACCGCGGGUAAACGCUACGUGUACCGCUUUGUGUGCGACCUACAAAGCCUUCUGGGAUACACGCCCGAGGAGCUCCACGCCAUGCUGGAUGUCAAACCCGAUGCCGAUGAGUGAUGGACACCCAAGGGGUUGGGGAAAAGUCUGCUGAGACAUUUCGAAGAACAACCAUGUUGGUCGGACUCUUAAUUUUUAAUCGUUAUUCUAUUUUUAAUUUUCCAGAACUCGUUUUUUACAUUCAGGGGUGGGAGCUAAGUGAGCUGCAGCUUAAUCAAUUGUGAACAGUUGGAAAAAGAGAGCCGGGACUUGUGGGGUGGGUGGGACGAGAAAUUCAUGAGCAAAUUUUCAGGAGAGGGAGAGAGAGAGAGGAAGAGAGAGAGAAGGGUUCUUCUUAGAAGCUUGAAGGAUCUGGCUUAAGGGGAGGGGGAGACUAACACGUCCCA
Lontra canadensis (Northern American river otter) is the source of this 2139-nucleotide messenger RNA. RefSeq names its product ETS proto-oncogene 1, transcription factor (gene ETS1). Gene Ontology annotation, cellular component: nucleus. Bases 386 to 1813 code for a protein of 475 amino acids. Lineage: Eukaryota; Metazoa; Chordata; Mammalia; Carnivora; Mustelidae. Gene Ontology annotation, molecular function: sequence-specific DNA binding; DNA-binding transcription factor activity, RNA polymerase II-specific. The transcript has 9 exons. Gene Ontology annotation, biological process: cell differentiation; regulation of transcription by RNA polymerase II. The record is from RefSeq and is a predicted model, not a curated record.